GCACGGUGGGUGGGUGGACGGACUGUGGGUCCAUCCUGCUGCCUGUUGUUCCGCCACUCGGCCAAUGGGAGGCCGGCUGUCGAUCAUCUUCGGUCCAAUCAGAGCAGCGGAUUCCGGGCUCCCAUCGAGAGUUGGGUUGUUCAAUCUGGGAGUGAGGAGGACAACAAGCAGUUCCCCCCCCCCCCCCUUCUCGUGUGCGGGAUGGAUGCGUUGCGGCGAUGAAUGUUCCAGUAGAUGUUGAUGAUAGUGGAUAUGGCUGAAAGCCCCAAGAGUUGCUGUUCUCGUCAAACUUAAUGAUGUUUUUCCAAAAAUCUGAUCAAGGCAACAAUUUGUACAAAUGACUUGCUGCCCAGCUAGAGGACGUGCGUCCCACCACUGAGGGCACAUGUGCAUGUGGAGAGAUGGAUCGCUGUAAGCAUGUGGUGCGCCUUCGCCUGGGCCACAACCACUCCAUCCUCAAUCCGCAGAAAUGGCACUGCGUGGACUGCAGCACCACCGAUUCGGUGUGGGCCUGCCUCAAGUGCUCCUACGUUGCCUGUGGACGCUUCAUGGAGGAGCACUCCCUCAAACACUUCCAGGAGUCCCACCACCCGCUGGCCAUGGAGGUGCGCGAGCUGGACGUCUUCUGCUUUGCCUGCGGAGACUAUGUACUCAACGACAACGCGGAGGGAGACCUCAAGCUCCUCCGGGGGGCACUCUCAACUGUCCGAAGCCCGGGCAGACGCUCGCUGCGCUCCUCGGCUUGGGGGGCGUGCACCCACCGCCUUGGGGAAAGCGCCCCGCAGCCUCCCAUGCAGCUGGCCUUGCGCCACAGGAGAAAGAGUCUCCUGGCAAAGAUGCUUCAGCGGUGGAUGAGCAAAUAUCGGGAGCUGCAGAACGAACGCAAAGAGAAGCUGGAGGAGGUGAAAAGACAGAAAAAGGAGGUGAAAAGGAGACUAAUGGAAGAGCUGGGCAGUGUCCCCCCUCGGAAGAGUGCAAGGCUUCUUACUAAGGCGCCGCGUUCGACCAUCACUCUCAUUCCUUGCAAGUUCCGUGACCCUCCGGAACGCCUGCCUCCCCCUCCUCUGAAGAAGCCUUCCCUCCUCGCCUUGUCAAGGAAGGCCCCUCCCAACGGCAGAGCUGCUAAACUGAGGCGGUACUACGCGGCUCACUCGACGACUCGCCGUCGACUCGCUCCAGGGGUCACCGGUCUGCGCAACCUGGGGAACACGUGCUAUAUGAACUCCAUCUUGCAAGUGCUGAGUCACCUGCAGAAAUUCAGGGAGUGUUUUCUCACUUUGGACCUGUGCGAGACCGAGGAGCUGCUAGCCAAGACUAACCACUCGCAGGGGUUGAAGCCUGCGGCGGGAAGUGUUGUCAGCAGCGGUAAGGCGGAGCUGACCUCAAGUCCGCUGGGAAAUGUGACAAUGGGCAACAAGGAGUGCGCUCCGCCGCCAACUCAGGCUGCCGAGUUGGUUCAGCCCAAAGAGCUUCGCUGCUCCACCCGCCAGCAGAUGUCUCUGUGUCAUGAGUUGCAUACGCUUUUCAGGGUCAUGUGGUCGGGCCGCUGGUCGUUGGUGUCCCCGUUCGCCAUGCUGCACUCGGUGUGGAACCUCAUCCCAGCAUUCCGGGGAUACGACCAGCAGGACGCACAGGAAUUCCUGUGCGAGCUGCUGGAUAAGGUGCAGCAAGAGCUGGACACGGAGGGCUCCAAGCGCAGGAUAGUCAUCCCCAUCACCAAGAGGAAGCUCUCCAAACAAGUGCUGAAGGUUCUUAACACCAUCUUUCAUGGGCAGCUACUCAGCCAGGUGACGUGUCUGUCCUGCAAGCACAAGUCCAACACAGUUGAGCCAUUCUGGGACCUGUCUCUGGAGUUCCCCGAGCGCUACCACAGCGUAAACAAAGGCUCCACGGCCUACCAGCGUAGCUGCACCCUUACCGAAAUGCUGUCUAAGUUUACUGAGACGGAAGCGCUCGAAGGCAGCAUUUAUGCCUGCAACCACUGCAACAAAAGAAGACGGAAAACCUCCCACAAGCCUUUAGUUCUUUCAGAAGCCCAUAAGCAGCUUCUGAUCUACCGCUUACCUCAGGUUCUACGGCUGCACCUCAAGCGCUUCAGGUGGUCGGGGCGAAACCAUCGGGAGAAAAUCGGCGUCCACGUGGCCUUCGACCAGGUUCUAAACAUUAGACCCUACUGUUGCAUGGGCUCGGGUCACUCGGUCCACAGGGGCGGCUACACCUACGACCUGUCGGCCGUGGUCAUGCAUCACGGGAAAGGCUUCGGCUCAGGGCACUACACCGCAUACUGCUACAACACAGAAGGAGGUUUCUGGGUCCACUGCAACGACUCGGAGAUGAAGGUUUGCAGCGUGGAGGAAGUGUGCAACACUCAGGCCUACAUUCUCUUCUAUACCCAGAGGUCCGCUUAGGCGCCUCUUGCUGUGACAUGCACCUGGACCUGCUGAGCCUCGCCCAAGUAGACCAUCUUCACACCUGGAGACGAUAGCGAGUCGAGCGCUGGCCUCCGCCAAGGUUGACCAGUUGGAAGCAAGAGUGGAGCAGGAUGAGUAAAACCCUCCCAUUUCAUCACGCUUUUUAUCAAUUGACCUCACAAGGUUCAACUUGGAUGUACUUUAAAGUAGUCAGUGUACAGCUGUAGCUCUAACACACAGACCUUAAUGUGUAGAUAUCUGGCAACACAAGUGAACAUGUUCCAAUAUUGUGAUAAUUUAGUGUAACCAUUAUUUAACUCUGCUUAAAUCCUAUUGGAUGCGGAGUGGAUCAGAACAUCAAUCUGCAAUCUUCUUCCACUCCUCCAUGAUAACAUCACUGCUGGAACUGAAUGUUGCACACAUUUCUACUCCUUCACCUUCCUUCUUUCCUUCCUUCCUUCCUUCCUUCCUUCCUUCCUUCCUUCCUUCUUUAUUUCCUCAGUGCUCAGUUAUGUUAAGGAAUAGAGAUCUCCGAUAAUGUUGGACUGCCGAUACUAUCGCCUGAUAAAUGCUUUAAAAUGUAAUAUCGGAAAUUAUCGGUAUCUGUUUCAAAAAGUAAAAUUUCUGACUUUUUAAAAACGCUGCUGUACGGAGUGGUACACGGACGUAGGGAGAAGUACAGAGCAGUUGCGUCUCCCAGUCAUACUUACCAAGCCUCCCGAUUUUCCCGGGAGACUCUCGAAUUUCAGUGCCCCUCACGAUAAUUUCCCUGGGCAACCAUUCUCUCAAAAUUCUCCCGAUUUCCACCCAAACAGCAAUAUUGGGGGCGUGCCGUCAAGGCACUGCAUAUGCGUGCCAGCCUAAUACCUCUGAUAUCUAUGGCUUUUCACACACACAAGUGAAUGCAACACAUACUUGGUCAACAGCCAUACAGGUCACACUGAGGGUGGCUGUAUAAACAACUUUAACACUGUUACAAAUAUGCGCCACACUGUGAACCCACACCAAACAAGAAUGACAAACACGUUCCGGGAGAACAUCCGCACCGUAACACAGCAUAAACACAACAGAACAAAUACCCAGAAACCCUUGCAGCACUAACUCUUCCGGGACGCUACAAUAUACACCCCCCGCUACCACCUAAACCUCCUCAUGCUCUCUCAGGGAAAGCAUGUCCCAAAUUCCAAGCUGCUGUUUUGAGGCAUGUUAAAAAAAUAAAGCACUUUGUGACUUCAAUAUUAAAUAUGGCAGUGCCAUGUUGGCAUUUUCUUUCCAUAACUUGAGUUUAUUUAUUUUGGAAAACAUUGUUACAUUGUUUAAUGCAUCCAGCGGGGCAUCAUAACAAAAUUAGGAAUAAUAAUGUUUUAAGUCCACGACUGUAUAUAUCGGUAUCGGUUGAUAUCGGAAUCGGUAAUUAAGAGUUGGACAAUAUCGGAUAUCAGCAAAAAAGCUGUUAGCGGACAUCUCUAUUAAGGAGACGGGCUUGUCCACUUCAUUCCCUUCACUUUCUUCAACAAGACAUUUGUCAUCUUGGAGGUGUGUUUCAACUCUGUCCUGGUAAAAAAAGAGCAAGUUUUUCAGGUCCACAGUGGCAAACAGUUUUAUGUUGGUAUUCACGUUUCUCGGCAAUGGACCACAGCUCCUCAAGGCCAGCAGCACUCAUGCAGCCCCACACCAUACUUUACUGUUGGUAAACAAAGAUCUUGCUACUUGCUGGUGUUGCCAGCUAUUUAUACAAUAAUGUCUGUGUGUUGACUCAUUUCCCAGUGGGUAGUAAAGCCAGACUGUGUUAUCGUAGGACCAAAUUUUGCGCGUAACAAACAAGUUCCUUUUCCCGCGUUUCAUUCUGUGCAAUGAAGUGUCCAAUCAAAGAAUUUUACGUGUUAAUGACUCACACUGUGCGCUUUUUAAAAAUGUAGUACCUAGUGCAAAAUAAGCCAUCAGGGUGCCAAAGAAAGUUGCAAGUGCCAGCACUUUGAUAAAGAAGGUGAAAAACACCAAUGAAUUCAAGAAAAAAUGUGUAGCAAAGGUACCUCUCAUUUAUCCAUUUAACUUGUUGUUUUCUAUAUGUGAAACUGUAAUUAUUCUCUCUACAAUGUUGUAUUGUUUUCAUAUUUUUGGGUGUAUCUUUGGAUGUACUUUAUUUCUUAUAAGGAGAAUUUGUUUUGUUUGGUUUGAAACCUUUGGAACGUAUUGUUACAUCAAAUGGAGGUACCACGGUACUGCUAAACAAGCUGUACGCUGACUACUUUAAAUUGUAAUGACUCUACUAGGUUCUUGUAUGAUGGCUCCAUGAAUAAAGAUAAUGUGGGAUGUGUCAAA
Nerophis ophidion (straightnose pipefish) is the source of this 4733-nucleotide messenger RNA. RefSeq names its product ubiquitin specific peptidase 49 (gene usp49). Gene Ontology annotation, cellular component: cytoplasm. Lineage: Eukaryota; Metazoa; Chordata; Actinopteri; Syngnathiformes; Syngnathidae. The record is from RefSeq and is a predicted model, not a curated record. Gene Ontology annotation, biological process: protein deubiquitination. The transcript has 7 exons. The coding region runs from base 402 to 2408 and encodes 668 amino acids. Gene Ontology annotation, molecular function: cysteine-type deubiquitinase activity; zinc ion binding.